Messenger RNA from Babjeviella inositovora NRRL Y-12698, 3155 nucleotides. RefSeq lists its product as uncharacterized. The record is from RefSeq and is a predicted model, not a curated record. Lineage: Eukaryota; Fungi; Ascomycota; Pichiomycetes; Serinales. The transcript has a single exon. Bases 432 to 3089 code for a protein of 885 amino acids.
CGGUGGACUAAACAGAGGCUCUCUCUUGCAGACAUACGAUCUUCACCUACCCUUUUGUCCUGGGAAUUUUUCGAGGACAUUCUUAUGUAUGCAGCCACAUUGGGAAGCUUAUAGCACGUGACCCAAUGCUGAAUCGCACAAUAACAUAAAAAAAUGGACUCGAUUAUUUACAACCGUUGAUCUGGAAACCACCUUUGCUACACCCCCCAACUAUUGACAAAUCGGAAUUUCCCAGGGUAUAGAGUUACCAGAGUUGUUUCCACUUCUAUCAACUCCUUUUUUUUUAUUUCCAUUCCUAACUUUCCCUUGGCUAGCCUUCACAAGUCUUUCCGGUUUGUAACCUGGACCCCUAGGCAGAUUAAGAUCUGGUACAUGCCCCACUCUCUUUGACACUCCGCUUAACCCCUCCUCUAUCUCCUUGCUUUCCUUCUAUGAUAUCUUUGGAUAAACUCUGCAGCGUGCUCUCGGCGUUGGAACACAAAACAGACAACCUUUUGCACAACAUCGUGGACAACUCCGAACUCCUCCAGAGCCUCAACGAGAUCAACCAUGACAUCACCGACUCUGACCGCGCGCUCGACAGCAUCACAGCGUCGCUCCAGGAGUCGACAAGGUUCGCCUCCGGACUCGACUCGCUAGCCCUCAGGUCUGAGUACUUCGAAGCGCAGUUGAAUGUCUUGGAGUACCAGCACCUAAUGGGCAGAAACCGGCUCUUUGGUCUGGGCCAGGAAGCCUCAGGGUUAGACUGGUCGCAGACCGAGUCGUCGCUUGAGGAGUUGUUCUUAGAGUUCCAGACGUUGACCAAGUCUAUGAAGGCUGCUGAUAGGCCCAGUGAUGCCAUUGAUAAGCCUGGGACAGGUUUUACGCCCAGAAGCUUCCACACACCAAAGCGUCAGAGUGACUCCUCUAAGGAAGGCCAUCUAGUGGCCGAUCAGCUUUCGCUCUCAGAGGUCAACUCCUUCACAUACACAGCCACGCCGCCGAUGCUUCCGCGCGAAGAGACUAUCCGUUUGAAGCCGAUAACGUGCAAGUCGCGGCGAAUCACGAAACACAAGUCGCGUUUCACGUUGAAGCGGUCGUUUAGCAACCUCCAUGUUGCUAGUGACUCCCAGAACUACCCGAUGCCCAGGACAGUCUUUGACCCCUCUCUGGAUUUGAGUGUGAGUGCAGAAAAGUCUGAUUUGAAUGCGCCCAGAAAACUCUCUACCGAUCCAUUUAGGCCCUUCGAUGGGAUGGAGAGAGACCAACUUUUUAGCAAGUCGUCCAGACACAAUUCUCCUGAUCCGGAGUAUGCCGGUAGCGAUCUCUCUUCUAUGGACAAAGCUGCUAGAAACCUCUCUAUCUUAGAGCACAAAGCGAAUACCCCAGUCUCUGAUUACACAGAAAGCGCACCUACUCUAAGCGCUUUGCCCGAUUCAUUCCAUUCUGCCUCCGACAAGCUCAACUUGAAAAAGCACACGUCCUUACCCCACUUCAACCGCAUUUCACAUGCCAAACCCACCUCAAAGUUGCAUAUGGCACUCGUGGAAGCCGGCCAGGAGCCUGUUGACGACCAUGAAGCCUUGAAACACUACGUGUCCCACGACACUCUCCUCCGAAAAGACCACGGGUAUGUCCUCAACAUGAAAUCAGCUGCCACCACCAGCACCAACGAUGACUAUUUCACAUACAAUCCUCGCAAGUCAGUGGCGGCAGACCUGGCACCCUCGCCCAUCUCCAUGGCGUCCCGUGUAUUCGAGCCGAAAAAUUACCACAGGCGCCACAGUAUCACUACCAGCACAGCCUCACACCACGUCUCGACACCCGCUACAACCUACUCCAUGUACGAGGACACCCCCAGAAGCCGAACUGGGAAGCCGAGCCUGCUCCCGCUGGUGGGCUACAGCGAAAAUGAAGAGGUAUUUGGCGAGAAUGUUGUAGACAGUCCUGGAUAUUAUCAUUACGGUCCUUACAACAUCGAUGACUACGACUUUUCGGCGUCAGAGUCCGAAUUCGAGGGCUCGGGGGAGGACCACAGUAAUGAGGAAGUCCCUAGACCUGUUUCUCGGGCCAGCCGAACAUCGGUGCUCACCGUGGAUGACUACCAGAGACUCCAAAAAACAAUGCUUGGCGCCAUCCGCUUGCCUCCGCAGAGCCAGAAAUUGCAGAUGAUCGCGAAACCCACCAAGAACGAUAUCGAGCGACAGACAAUGGGAUGGUUAGGCCGCUUUAGCCAAAAGACGGGCUUGGUGCAAGCGUCGAAUUUGGGCGUUAGUGUGGCCACCAGCGGCCUUCACACUAACGUAAUUUCAUCCAAUGGAGUGGUGGUUUACCUGAAUGAGAACAGGAAGAGUCCCCCAGACAACAUUUGCAUCAAUACCAAGAACAUCACCGAGGAAACUGAAUUACCGCUGCUGCUGGUGGAACACCGUUUGACCAAGUAUCUUACAAAACCGGAACAAGCGUGUCAAAAAGAUUCUCAGGAAAAGCUAUCGCGGAUCGCCCAGAAGCGGGUGUUGUCAUUCUGGGCGGACUCAGGAAACUUGCUCACCCACUACCGUCUCCCGGCCUUCUCCGAGCCCUCUAGAGUGCUUCCAACUACCCCGGUAAGGAAAGCUGCCUUGGAUAUCAGUCAGGUGCUAGUCCGGUCUGAAUCACAGCCUCGAAGGGUGUCGGUAGACGCCAACAGCCCGCCUUUACCCUUGCAGCAGUCAAAACAAUGGUCAUUGUUGUUUGCGAAAUUGAAGGCCGCGAAGCACCACAGCUACGAGACGAUCCAGCGGCUCGGGGACGAUUUGAGUAGACCCAUUGUAGAGACCGGGGUGCCUUUACCGCAAAACGACCCAGCUGCCCCUUCCAGACUGUCGAUGAUAGCCAUCAAGCAGAAGAAGUGGCGGGCUGAGGACGACGCAAUCAAAGGGUCUUAUUCGAAAGUGAUAAUCGGAGGCGGAAAGAAAAAAUUCAUUUUUAACGGCAAGGCCGAAGACAUCGAGUGGUGCGAGGAGGACGAUCACCCGAUGAUGUCAAGGAUCAGCCAGCAGGCCUUGGACGAAAUCAGCCAACAGGCUUUGGACGAGGCGCUAGCUAGCGAGGGUUUUUUAUUUCAGUAAACUGUAUUGGGUUUCUGCUGCCUUAUGCUAGCCAUGUAACCAAUAUAAAAUGAUACUGUUAGUAGC